UGGCAAGGAAUGGGCAAAAUUGGUUAGUCCUUAUGAAAAACCAUUAAAAAUAUUAAGCAGUGGUUUCAGUUUGGGUACCAAUGGAUCAGUACUUACCGGUGAUGUUAUUGUUGUCAAAUCGUUUGAUGAACUAGAGCUUAGAUCGUGUGAAGUGAUGGGAAAGUUUGUUGUCUAUAAUUAUGAUUGGAUUAGUUUUCCGGAUGCAGUCAAAUAUCGUAAACUAGGUGCCAGUCUAGCUGAACAAUUAGGUGCUAUCGGUGCACUGAUACGAUCGGUAACACCGUUUUCAGGUGACGUACCGCACACUGGCUGUCUAUCCUACGAUAAUAAUACUAAUAGUUUACCGAAAAUACCGUCGGCUAGUAUUACGGUAGAAGAUGCCGAACUGUUUGGUCGAUUGGCCGCCCGUGGAGUCAACAUUACGGUCAGUCUGUCAAUGGAGGCCCGUAUUGAUGGUUCGGACGGUAUGUCCCGGAAUACUGUCAGCGAGAUUACCGGUUCAACCAAACCGGAUGAGAUAGUACUUGUAACGGGACAACUAGACUCAUGGGACGUAGGACAGGGAGCCAUGGAUAACGGAGGAGCGGCAUUCAUCGCGUGGCGGGCACUGUCGGUCAUCAAAAAACUCGGUUUGAGACCUAAACGUACGGUACGGUCGGUGCUGUGGACGGGCGAAGAAAUGGGUUACUACGGGGUUAAACAGUAUAGUCAGAAACACAUAAAUGAGUUAAACAAAAUCAGUGUAGCUAUGGAAUCGGUUAGCGGUACGUUCAAACCAACUGGCCUGACCUAUAGGGGCCAAAAUACGACCGCCAAGUGUAUACUAAAUGAAAUAUUGCAGUCCAUGAAACCAAUAAAUGCAACACAAUUGCUGAUCGACGACAACAUUGACGGUGCUCUAGAUAUUAGAUAUUUGAUGGAAAAAGAUAUACCCGGCCUAAGUCUGGACACACCUAACGACCAAUACUAUCGCUAUCAUCACUCGAUCGGCGACACUAUGCAAGUGCUGAACACCCGGGAACUGGACUUAUGUACAGCCGUAUGGACGGCCAUUGUCUAUGUGUUGGCCACAAUUGAUGAUCAAUUACCCAGAUAA
This is a messenger RNA of Oppia nitens, 1096 nucleotides long. RefSeq names its product carboxypeptidase Q-like. Lineage: Eukaryota; Metazoa; Arthropoda; Arachnida; Sarcoptiformes; Oppiidae. The transcript is spliced from 5 exons. Bases 155 to 1096 code for a protein of 313 amino acids. The record is from RefSeq and is a predicted model, not a curated record. Gene Ontology annotation, molecular function: metallodipeptidase activity. Gene Ontology annotation, biological process: proteolysis; peptide catabolic process.